UUUUUUUUUUUUUUUUUUGGGGUUUUUCGUGCCCUAGAAUUUCGACUGGGGACCCAAAUUUGUUCUGCUGCAUCUCUCUCCUCCAGAUCUUCUGCGUUUUCGUUGCAGUGAAUAUAGUCUCGCGAACCCCAAAAAUGAGUACUCCCAUGGAGAUCUCAGUGAAUAACCCUCCAGACGCCGACGUUUCUGUACAAAACGGUGACGUUCCCCACUCAGCUCCUCCUCCUCCUCCUGCGGUCUCCGAUGACAAAGUUCUUGUUUCGGUUGAAGUCUGCCUAAAACCCUCAAGCACAGCUCGGGUUGAAGAUAUACGUUUAGCCGUUGAGAGAAUGCUUGAGAAAAGGAGUUUGAGCUAUAUAGACGGACCCAUUGCGUUGCCGCUGGAUGAUCCGCUUCUUCAAGAAAAUGUGCAAAGGAUCCAUAUUUGUGACACCGAUGAAUGGGUGCAGAACCAUGAUGUACUUUUGUUCUGGCAAGUCAAGCCUGUUGUGCAUGUCUUUCAGCUUAGUGAAGAAGGGCCUUGUGAGGAUUUAAGUGCAGAUGGACAACUUUCUAGCUUCAAUGAAUGGAUUCUUCCUGCAAAGGAAUUUGAUGGCAUGUGGGAAAGCUUAAUUUAUGAAUCUGGCCUAAAGCAAAGGUUAUUACGUUAUGCGGCAAGUGCGUUGCUCUUUACUGAAAAGGGUGUCAAUCCAUUUCUUGUGUCAUGGAAUCGCAUUGUUCUUUUGCAUGGACCUCCCGGAACUGGGAAAACUUCUCUAUGCAAAGCACUGGCCCAAAAACUAUCUAUACGAUUUAAUUCCAGAUACCCACAGUGUCAGUUGGUUGAAGUUAAUGCACAUUCUUUGUUUAGUAAAUGGUUCUCCGAGAGUGGCAAGUUGGUUGCAAAUCUUUUCCAGAAAGUUCAAGAAAUGGUGGAGGAAGAAAACAAUCUGGUAUUUGUUUUAAUUGAUGAAGUUGAAAGUCUCGCUGCUGCUAGAAAGGCUGCUUUGUCUGGCUCUGAACCUUCAGAUUCUAUUCGGGUUGUGAAUGCAUUACUAACUCAGAUGGACAAAUUGAAAUCAGCACCGAACGUUAUAAUUCUGACCACAUCCAACAUCACUGCUGCUAUUGAUAUUGCAUUUAUUGAUCGAGCUGAUAUAAAAGCAUAUGUUGGUCCUCCAACUCUACAAGCUCGUUAUGAAAUUCUGAGAACCUGCUUGCAGGAACUUAUACGAACUGGAAUAUUAUCAAAUUUUCUGGAUUCCAAUCACCUUAUGCUUCCAAACUAUUGUAGUUUGAAAGAGCAAGUGAAUAUGCCUGAGUCUCAGGAAGCUCGGACACUGCUACACUUGUGUAAACAACUGCUUGCAACUGCAGAAGCAUGUGAGGGACUGAGUGGACGGACUUUAAGAAAGCUUCCAUUUUUGGCACAUGCAGCCCUUUCAAAUCCUUACAGUUGCGAUCCUACCAAGUUCUUGUGCACAAUGAUGGAUACGGCAAAAGUGCAGCAUUCUGAGCUGCUCGACUGAGCUUUCAAUUUUUUUGUUGAUGUUGUCAUGCUCCAUGCUAAAAAAUGCUUAAAAUCUCAUUGGUGUCCUGGUUUGCUUGCAAUGCUGAUAAUGAUGGUUAUGUAAGGAGUAGACAGAUAAGAGUACAAAGGGAAGAAUGUAUAUUCACUGUGUUCCAUGGAAGGUUUAUUACCAUUCACCACCCUUUCAAUGGCACUGUGUUGUUUUCUUCUUAGUACCAUUUGUAACAAAAUGUUAGAACGAGUAGAACAAAGCGUCAAUGUCACCUUUCUAAUAUAAAAGCUGGACAAAGUGAGCAUAGCCCAGA
Messenger RNA from Ziziphus jujuba (common jujube), 1815 nucleotides. Its product is annotated as pachytene checkpoint protein 2 homolog. Gene Ontology annotation, biological process: meiotic recombination checkpoint signaling; reciprocal meiotic recombination. The coding region runs from base 135 to 1508 and encodes 457 amino acids. The transcript is spliced from 14 exons. Gene Ontology annotation, molecular function: ATP binding; ATP hydrolysis activity. Gene Ontology annotation, cellular component: nucleus; chromosome. Lineage: Eukaryota; Viridiplantae; Streptophyta; Magnoliopsida; Rosales; Rhamnaceae. The record is from RefSeq and is a predicted model, not a curated record.